AUGUCACUUCAAAAAACAGAAAGGUUUGAUGGGAUUGAUAUCAAAGAAGAGAUGACAGACGACCAACAAGUUAACACUACUUAUACUUCAACCUGGUCAGUAUGCAAUUGUAAAUGUGAGGAAGACGACAGAAGUAGCAAUCUGAAAGCUGAAGCCGUGCUAUGUAAUCAGUUUAAAGCUAGUUCACAACACUUCAACCAAGUAGGUGAAGCUGAAAAGAUUGAGGAUUUCAGGAUUUCCCGUGAUGUUCCGGCUAAAGAUGAACUUUUGGACUAUAAAGAACUUUGGUGUGAUAACUGUAAUCUUGCGAUAACACCAUCGAAUGUAAGACCUGCAAAAAGAAAGUCUUCUUUUCCUAUACCUACCGAGUCUGAUUUUGGUAUUCAGGCUGAAACUCUAUCUAUUGGAGAAACCUUUCCGUCUGGGAAUAAACAUAAGUUCAAAAAACAGAAACAAACACACACCGGAGAGAAACCUUAUUCUUGCAGUUUGUGUGAUUACAAAGCGAGUCAAUCGAGCACUCUUGCUCGUCACAAACUGACACACACCGGGGAGAAACCUUAUUCUUGCAGUUUGUGUGAUUAUAAAUCAAAUCGAUUGAGCAAUCUCGCUUCUCACAAACGGACACACACAGGAAAGAAACCUUAUUCUUGUAGUUUAUGUGAUUAUAAAUCAAAUCAAUCGGGCAAUCUUGCUAUUCACAAACUAAAACACUCUGGGAAGAAACCAUAUUCCUGCAGUUUUUGUGAUUAUAAAUCGUAUCGAUCGAGCGAUCUUGCUCGUCACAAACGGACACACACCGGGGAGAAACCUUAUUCUUGCAGUUUGUGUGAUUACAAAUCGAGUCGAUCGAGCACUCUUGCUAAUCACGAACUGACACACACAGGAGAGAAACCCUAUUCUUGCAGUUUGUGUGAUUAUAAAUCCUAUCGAUUGAGCGAUCUUGCUUCUCACAACCGGAUACAAACCGGGGAAAAACCUUAUUCUUGCAGUUUGUGUGAUUACAAUGCGAGUCGAUCGAGCAAUCUUGCUCGUCACAAACGGACACACACCGGGGAGAAACCUUAUUCUUGCAGUUUGUGUGAUUUUAAAUCGAAGCAAUCAAGUGAUCUUGCUCGUCACGAACUGACACACACUGGAGAGAAACCUUAUUCUUGCAGUUUGUGUCAAUAUAAAUCAAAUCAAUCGGGCAAUCUUGCUAAACACAAACUGACACACAAGGAAUUCAGGAUUCAGGUGCAAGAAUUUUGCUAGUUAAUACAUUAAAACAUUAUAUAAUAUAGUAUAUAAUGAAAAUAUAUUUGAAUGAUAUUGCAAACUUUAGAUUGUACUCCGUUUUUUGGUUAAUUUUGCUAACUACAAUUUGUGGCUUCAUUAUAACAUAUUUUAUUUAAUAAUUUGAUGAUUAAAAUUAGUUACCAAUUAUAAUACACUAGAAACUCGCUAGUUGAAAGAUUUGUUCAAGGAAAUCUUAAAAAUCAGUUAUGUUUAGUUUCUCUUUAUCAUCUAUCUCUGUACUACUACUAUGGAAAGUAGGGAUUUUAUUUGGCAAUGACAAAAACGUUGACUUUUGAUAAAAGCCUAAAUUGAACAUUUUUUAUCAGAUUUUGAAAAUCUUGGACCACUAAAAAUUGUCAAAAACUGAGGUUUUCAUUCUGCCAC
Molecule: messenger RNA, 1662 nt
Organism: Bolinopsis microptera
Lineage: Eukaryota; Metazoa; Ctenophora; Tentaculata; Lobata; Bolinopsidae
Product: zinc finger protein 572-like
Exons: 1
Coding region: 1-1254 (417 amino acids)
Biological process (GO): regulation of DNA-templated transcription
Molecular function (GO): RNA polymerase II cis-regulatory region sequence-specific DNA binding; DNA-binding transcription factor activity, RNA polymerase II-specific
Source: RefSeq, a predicted model, not a curated record